UGCAGAUCAUGGUGAGAAACUGCCUCCCAUGUCAACGUUCAAAAGUGCAACGGCAUACUCAGGCACCACUUGGCAACUUCACCGUUCCCGAUGCUCGUUUCAGUCAUGUGCACAUAGACACCGUUGGUCCACUGCCGCCGUCGAGUGGAUACAAGUACCUAUUGACUUGCAUCGAUCGCUUCACUCGUUGGCCCGUGGCAGUACCCAUCGCAGACAUUUCUGCAGAGACGGUAGCACAUAACUUUGUGGCUCAUUGGAUCGCGCAUUAUGGUGUACCAUCCACCAUAACAACUGAUCGCGGUGCGCAAUUCGAGUCGACGCUUUUUCGAGAAUUAACUAAUACUCUCGGAACCAAGCGUAUAAGAACAACUACGUACCACCCAUCAUCGAACGGGUUAGUCGAACGUUUCCACCGUCAUCUCAAAACAGCUUUGAUGGCAUGUUCCGACACUACCCGUUGGACAGAAACCUUACCGCUGGUUUUAUUAGGUCUUCGAACGACACCUAAAGCUGAUUUAGGUUGCUCCACCGCGGAGCUGGUAUACGGUACCACGUUAAAGCUCCCGGCUGAUCUCGUUCAACCGACCGACAUCGACGCUAUAGAUCCUUCAAACUUUGUCCAUCGGCUACGUUCAUCUAUGCGUGAACUGCACUUUAUCCCCACACGCGCACACUCCAAUAAGUGUUACAUACCGAAAGAUCUCGAAACUUGUUCACACGUGUGGGUACGAAAUGAUGCAGUCCGCAAGCCAUUACAACCACCGUACGAAGGACCAUUCGAAGUGAUCGCUAGAACCGAAAAACAUCAUAUGAUCAACAAGAAUGGCAAAGUCGAUGCGGUUUCC
Molecule: messenger RNA, 845 nt
Organism: Dicrocoelium dendriticum
Lineage: Eukaryota; Metazoa; Platyhelminthes; Trematoda; Plagiorchiida; Dicrocoeliidae
Source: the annotation of a GenBank genome assembly